AGGAAGCCGGACAGGACCGCGUAACACCCGGAGACAUCGUGGACACACCUCAUCCCGUCGGUGAGAAGGUUUGUCCGCCAUGAAGCUGUCCAACACUCGCCCCUCCCGAGUGGGAAGAAACCCCUUCGUCCACAAGCUGAGAUUCACCAUGACAGAGAAGAUCAAGAUCGGAUUGAUGUCGGUCACAGUGUUUCCCGUGCGGCUGCUGCUGGUGUCCUUCUUCAUGCUGUUGGCGUGGCCCUUCGCCUUCGCAGCCUCCCUGGGACGCUCUGAGUUUGUCCUGGAGCCACAGCCAUGGUGGAGGAGGUUUAUAGAUCUGUGUUUACGGGUGGUCAUGCGAGCCAUGUGGUUUUGCGGAGGGUUCCACUGGAUCAAGGUGAAAGGGGAACGCGCAGCGCCCUCUGAGGUUCCCAUCCUUGCCGCGGCGCCGCACUCCUCCUACUUCGAUGCCAUCCCCGUCACCAUGACCAUGUGCUCCAUCGUCGCCAAACUGGAGAGCGGGAGCAUUCCCAUCUGGGGCACUCUGAUCAACUACAUCAGGCCAGUGUAUGUGUUUCGGUCCGACCAGGACUCCAGGAGAAAAACUGUAGAGGAAAUAAAGAGGAGAGCGCAGUCUGGAGGGGAGUGGCCUCAGAUCAUGAUAUUUCCAGAGGGGACAUGCACCAACAGGUCGGGUCUCAUCUUAUUCAAGGCUGGUGCUUUUAUUCCUGGACUCCCAGUGCAACCAGUGGUGCUACGCUACCCAAACAAACUGGAUACUGUUACAUGGACAUGGCAAGGUCCCGCAGCGUUCAAGAUCCUAUGGCUCACUCUGUGUCAGCCUCAUAAUCCUAUGGAGAUCGAGUAUUUGCCUGUUUACACUCCAUCAAACGAGGAGAAGGAAAACCCAGCCUUGUUUGCCAAUAAUGUCAGAAAGCUCAUGGCCAAGGCAUUGGAGCUGCCACUCACAGACCUGUCAUUCGAUGACCGUGACAUCAGCCUAUCAGAAGGCCCGCUGCGCAUUCGAAACAACAGCGUCCUGCGGGAGUUCAACCAACUGGUGUGUCGCUUGCGACUGAGAUCAGGAAGCAGAAACGAGCUGCUAGAAGAGCAGCCUAAGAGAGCCAGGAAGCUGCAGGAGGAGCGGCUGAGUUUAGAAGACUUCGCCCAGUUCCUCAACCUCCCAGUUACAGACACACUCACACAAGUCCACAGUUUCUUUGACCAGCGUGGAGAUGGACAGAUAGACAUCAGACACUUUGUUAUUGCGCUGUCCACUGUUCAUCAACCAUCAAAGUCAAUGGAGACCCUCAAACUGGCCUUCAAGAUGUAUGAGAGCGAGGAGGACGGACACGUCCAAGAGGAGGACCUCACCACCAUCUUGGAAAUUAUGCUGGGAGUGGAAGAGGUGGAGCUCUCGGGUCUGUUUUUAUCGCUCGACAGACCUGACACAGAAAGGAUCACAUACGAUGAACUUCGUCAUUUUAUAGUGCAGCAUCCUGACUUCGUCCUGGAACAUCUCGACUUUAAAGAUCAUCCACGCAAAUUCAGCCCCGUCCAACAGAAGAGCAACGGCCACAACCACGACAAAGACGACUGAAUGACGAGAAAUCCAACAGCUCUAUUUACCUUAUGUGUCUGAUGUAACAGCAUCUCCACAUGCUGCAGCUUGCCUAGCACCUCUGUGCCUUCACGUGCCAGUGGGGAGAAAAAUAAAGGUGUUAUGAAGUGUAACGAUGGAUCAGUGGACCACAGACGAUGGAAUCAGAAUUUCAGCUCCAUAAUGUCUUUCAUUUCUCCUCUGAACUUUUUUUUUUGUCCCUUCCUUAGUUUUAGUCUAACGAUAUAAAGAUUUUUAAGCUCUGUGAAUAUAAUAUUUAUUUUAAAUUUAUUUUCUUAUACAUGAAGUAAAGAUUUUAA
Molecule: messenger RNA, 1899 nt
Organism: Limanda limanda (common dab)
Lineage: Eukaryota; Metazoa; Chordata; Actinopteri; Pleuronectiformes; Pleuronectidae
Gene: lpcat1
Product: lysophosphatidylcholine acyltransferase 1
Exons: 14
Coding region: 80-1579 (499 amino acids)
Source: RefSeq, a predicted model, not a curated record